This is a messenger RNA of Phragmites australis (common reed), 1756 nucleotides long. RefSeq names its product 3-ketoacyl-CoA synthase 12-like. Lineage: Eukaryota; Viridiplantae; Streptophyta; Magnoliopsida; Poales; Poaceae. Gene Ontology annotation, cellular component: membrane. The record is from RefSeq and is a predicted model, not a curated record. Gene Ontology annotation, biological process: fatty acid biosynthetic process. Gene Ontology annotation, molecular function: acyltransferase activity, transferring groups other than amino-acyl groups. The coding region runs from base 89 to 1474 and encodes 461 amino acids. The transcript has a single exon.
AACACACCACCCAAGCACUAGCAGACCAACGUGCAUCACACUGGCUUGACACUACGUGCUUAGUAGCUAGAUCGAGCAAGAUCCAUCGAUGGAGCUGCUUCCUCUGCUCACGGUGUUCCUCCUGGUGCACGCCGUGGCCAUCCUGGCCUGGACAGCCGCCGCGCGCCGCCGGCAAUCACGGUGCUACCUCCUGGACUAUGUCUGCCACAAGCCGUCCGGCGAGCGCAAGGUGUCCACGGAGAUAGCCGGGAACGUGAUCGAGCGCAACAAGCGACUCGGCCUCCCCGACUACCGCUUCCUCCUCCGCGUCAUCGUCCGCUCCGGCAUCGGCGAGGAGACCUACUGCCCGCGCAACAUCCUCGAGCACCGCGAGGACUCCCCGACCCACCAAGACGCGCUCGACGAGAUGGACGCCUUCUUCGACGAAGCCAUCGCCGAGCUCUUCGCCAAGAGCGGCUUCGGCCCCCAAGACGUCGACGUGCUCGUUUUCAACGUCUCCAUGUUAUCCCCGGCGCCGUCACUCGCCUCGAGGAUCGUGCGCCGCUACGGCAUGCGCAAGGACGUCGCGGCGUACAACCUCACCGGGAUGGGGUGCAGCGCCGGGCUGAUCUCGCUGGACCUCGCGCGGAAGGCGCUGAGGACGCGGCCGCGCGCGCUGGCGCUCGUGGUGUCGUCAGAAUCGAUCGCGCCCAACUGGUACUCCGGCACCGACAAGUCCAUGAUGCUGGCCAACUGCCUGUUCCGCUGCGGAGGCUCCGCAGUGCUGAUCACCAACGACCCGGCGCUCCGGGGGCGUGCCAAGAUGGAGCUCCGCUGCCUGGUGCGCGCCAACAUCGCCGCCAACGACGACGCGCACGCGUGCGCGCUGCAGCGCGAGGACGCGGAAGGCCGCGUCGGGAUCAGCCUCAGCAAGGCCCUCCCGAAGGCCGCCGUGCGCGCCUUCGCCGUCAAUCUGCGGACCCUGGCGCCGAGCAUCCUCCCCGUCGCCGAGCUCGCGCGGUUCGCCGCCCGCCUCAUCUCCAAGAGGCUCUUCCCACGCAUGCACGCCAGCAAGAAGACCGACGGCGCCCCCAAGAUCAACUUCAAGACCGGCGUCGACCACUUCUGCCUGCACCCCGGCGGCACGGCCGUGAUCGAGGCGGUGAAGCAGAACCUGGGCCUGGACGACGACGACGUGGAGCCGGCGCGGAUGACGCUGCACAGGUGGGGGAACACGUCGGCGAGCAGCCUGUGGUACGUGCUGUCGUACAUGGAGGCGAAAGGGAAGCUCAAGCAAGGGGACAGGGUGCUCAUGCUGACGUUCGGGUCGGGGUUCAAGUGCAACAGCUGCGUGUGGGAGGUGACGGGCGACAUGGCCGACAAGGGCGCGUGGGCCGACUGCAUCGACGCCUACCCGCCGGAGAGCCUGGCUAACCCGUACAUGGACAAGUUCGGCUGGAUCAACGACGUCGACGGCGACACCUUGGUGAUCUAAUUGCUACUUGGUAUACAUAUACCUGCAUGCUACUCAAAUUGGAAACACCGAAAUGGAAACGGUUACUCUAAAUUACACUUGUGCAGCACGUACUUAAGUAGUAGUGCACUUAGUUUCUGCAGAUUUUACAAUUAAAGAUGCGUGCGUGGUUUUCUUCUGAAGAUAUCUAUAGGUUGGAGUCAGCAGCACCAUGUUUAUGGGUAUGGGUUUGUUAUGUGAUGCGGUCCACCAUAUCACAAAUGUUUGGAAAAAGUGUAAUUUACCCCUGAAAUUCUAUUCUUU